GUUUAGAAAACGAGCUAACAUUACAGAAAGUACAUAUUGUAUAUAAUAGUAUACAUUAAAAUUAAUUAUAAAUUAAGAAUGAUAAAUAAGUACUGCAAUAUUUCUAAUAUUGUAACUAAUUUGAAAUGGAAGAAGUACAAAGUAGCUAACAUCUUCCUGGAAACUGAUCAGUGUGACUCGAAAUUCUAUAUAUAGACUCAAAAUCCCACUCAUAUAUUCACACUACAAAGAAGUGAAAGAAAGAAAAAAAGAAGCUAAAGAUGAAAAGAUUACAAGGCAGUAUACAUGAUGUGUUUAUAAGACUAUCACUGCUAGCAGUACUGAUGUUGAUGUUCUUAGGAGAGAAGAGUUAUGCACAACAAUGUGGGACCCAAGUUGAUUUCAAGUAUAACUGCUCUCAAGGCUAUUGCUGUAGCAAUGCAGGGUGGUGUGGGACCACUGAUCCAUACUGUGCUCCUGGUAAUUGCCAGUCACAGUGUCCAACACCAGCACCGCCACCACCACCUCCGGCACCAACACCACCGAGUCCUAUAACAGAUUAUUUUACUGAAGAUAUGUUCAAUGAAAUGUUUAAAAAUCGUGAUGAUCCUCAAUGUUCACCCGGUUUUUAUACUUACUCUGCUUUCAUAACUGCUGCUAAUACUUUUCCUGAAUUUGGUAAUACUGGUGAUCUUGAAAUUAGAAAGAGGGAACUUGCUGCUUUUUUUGGUCAAACCUCUCAAGAAACUUACGGAGGAUGGCCAGGAGCACCGGGUGGACAAUAUUCAUGGGGAUAUUGCUUCAAAGCAGAAGGCGGAAGUGAUCAUUGUGAAGACUCUCCUCAGUGGCCUUGCUGUCCUGGGAAGUUCUACUACGGCCGUGGACCCAUACAAAUUUCUUACAACUAUAAUUAUGGACCAGCAGGAGAGGCUUUGAAUUUGGACCUUCUUUGCAACCCAGAUCUAGUAGAAACAGACUCGGUUGUUUCAUUCCAAACAGCGAUUUGGUUUUGGAUGACAGCACAAUACAACAAGCCAUCUUGUCAUGAUGUGAUAACAGGCAAAUGGGUACCAACUCCCAAUGAUAUAGCUGCUGGGCGAAUUCCUGGAUAUGGCGUAAUCAUCAACAUAAUUAAUGGAGGUCUUGAAUGCAAUAUUCCUGAACCAGAUAAUCGAGUUACCAAUCGAAUUGAAUUUUAUAAAAGAUAUUGCACGGAAAUCUUUAAUAUUCCUGUUGGUGAGAAUCUUGAUUGUUACCAUCAGUGUAAUUUUAGGGAUUGCCCAUCUGCUCCUACUCUUAAACACCUGGAAGGAACCUUCUCAUCAGCUUAGCAAAGCUUAUGGAUCUAGUAUUAUCAUGUCUAUGAUCGAUCACCAUGGUGCUUUUCAAAUAAAGUGAUCUAUUCUAGUCAGCUGCCUUCACUGUUACAAGAAUAUCAAUAAAAACUACUUGACUCUAAGUCACAGAAAGUAUGAUUGGCUAUUUUUCUACUUAAUCUUUAAACUUUGUCGCUCUUUUUAUUUUAUGGUCACCCUAGGGUAAUAAUUGACGAUAAUGCACCUAGACUUAAAAUUUCUAUAAAACACUCCAAUCACAUUCAUUAACACUUUCAUCACUCUAAAAAUACAAAAUCAAAACUUCAAAUUUGUAGAGCUAAAGUUAAGGAAAACAAAACGUGAACAACAAAACCAUGUAAUUUUUAAUCGAAUUUAUUAUGUAAAUUUUUUUUAAAAAAAAAUACGAAGAACCAGUUCAGUCACACAAAACGUGCAACUUGCAAUUUUUUUCUUUUUUUAAAUUUUAAUAUUUCCGAUUUAUGUUACUCCCUCCGUUCCUAUUUGUUUUUCCACUUUGGGUAUUUCACGGGAAUUAAGAAAAUUAGAAUCUUUGGUGGUAGUGGGUAUUAUUUUAAUAUGUAAUAGUGGGAAGUAAUGAUUGUAUUGGAAUAAUGAGAGAGAAAUUAAUUGUAGAUAUAAAUAAAUAAUCAAAAAAAAAUCUGAUUUUAUUGUAG
This is a messenger RNA of Amaranthus tricolor (Joseph's coat), 1990 nucleotides long. RefSeq names its product endochitinase-like. Bases 261 to 1310 code for a protein of 349 amino acids. The transcript is spliced from 3 exons. Gene Ontology annotation, biological process: chitin catabolic process; carbohydrate metabolic process; defense response to fungus. The record is from RefSeq and is a predicted model, not a curated record. Gene Ontology annotation, molecular function: chitinase activity; chitin binding. Lineage: Eukaryota; Viridiplantae; Streptophyta; Magnoliopsida; Caryophyllales; Amaranthaceae.